Gadus chalcogrammus (walleye pollock) is the source of this 998-nucleotide messenger RNA. RefSeq names its product cilium assembly protein DZIP1-like. The transcript is spliced from 6 exons. The record is from RefSeq and is a predicted model, not a curated record. NCBI's taxonomy places the organism in Eukaryota, Metazoa, Chordata, Actinopteri, Gadiformes, Gadidae. The coding region runs from base 1 to 807 and encodes 268 amino acids.
AUGUUGUGGAUCAGCAGCCAAGACCCCCCAGCCAACACCCAGGACCAGUACUGUCGACCAACCGAAGACCUUGACCAGCAGAGCCAGGAACCCGGCCAAGGCUGCCGUACCCAAGGGCCGUCCCCGCAAGCAUCCAGACCUCAGCGGGCCCCCGUUGUGCUCCAGAACACAGCCGGCAGACCCAGCCCGGUCGCACGGCAGCAGACUCCAGCGCGGCCCGCACUCGCCUCCACGCCCAAUCAGCAACGGGCACCAGCCGGGAACGUCGUGAAGGCGGCGGCCGUUAAGGCUCCGGACAGCGAUGACGACGACUGGUCUGAGGUUAGCGUGCUGCAAGAGAUCGACCCCAAGCGGCUACAGUCUUAUGAGGACCGGAACGGCAGCACGGACAAGAGACCCGCGGUGAAACAGGCCACGGUGCGGGAGUUGGCUGUGAAAGUGGAGAACAAGCUGGCGGAGAGAGGCGGGCGACGGCCAGCAGGGGGCGUGAACGUCGCACCGAAGAGUACAAAGAAAACAGAGGAGGAGGAUGUAGUUCAGGAGCUACUGUACACAGAUCUAGAGGAGAGCAGUGAUUGGGCGGUGUCGUCCCUGGAGGAGCCGGGUCACAUCCUGGCUCUCCCCAAGUCGGGCCCCAAGGGGCCCCCACCGACCAGGAAGAGUCUGGACUCGUCCAGCACUAGCGUCUGGGGAACCUCCACGGGCAAGGGACAGAAAUCCGGAGUGACGGACACCGCGGGGGCCGGCAGCACGCUGAAGAGCAGCCUGAUCUCACUCAGCGACUUCAGCGACUCAGAAGACAUUUAGCAUUGCACACCCUACUGUUCUGACCCCACAUGAACCCUGGAAUGUCUUUGAUGACCCCUUUAUAUAUGAUUUAUGAGAUUAUUUUACCCUAUAGGUACUGCUUUUAUAGUGUCCGAUUUAUAUGUGACAGAAUCUUUUUUGUAGAUUUUUGUUGAUUAUUUUCUCCUUUAUACAUUCAUACAAGCAAUAAA